Molecule: messenger RNA, 573 nt
Organism: Kluyveromyces lactis
Lineage: Eukaryota; Fungi; Ascomycota; Saccharomycetes; Saccharomycetales; Saccharomycetaceae
Gene: TRS23
Product: TRAPP subunit TRS23
Exons: 1
Coding region: 1-573 (190 amino acids)
Biological process (GO): endoplasmic reticulum to Golgi vesicle-mediated transport
Cellular component (GO): TRAPP complex
Source: RefSeq, a predicted model, not a curated record
AUGGCAAUCCAAUCUGUAAUGAUCAUCAACAAAUCCGGUGGUUUGGUGUACAAUCACAAUUUUAUCGAACCAAAGGGAACAAUGAACAGCAACGACUACUUGAUCCUGGCGGGAACGUUACACAGUGUUUUCGCGAUCGCCAGCCAGCUCACACCGAAGGCCGUUCAAAUCAGUAACAAGUCUUCACAGAAAACUGAGACCCAGGUACCUUACAUCCCUGGAAUUGGCGUGAGUACCGAGAACAAGAUGGCACCUUUGCAAUUAGGAAGUUUUAUGGGACCGGACUAUUUCCAAGAACCGUUCACGAAUUGGAAUAAGAGUGGACUCAGACACAUGAUUACGGAUGAGUUCUCAAUGUUCUUAUUCCAAAGCUUAACGGGCAUCAAAUUCGUGCUGAUAAGCACGAACAAUUUCAGGAACAAUACAAGUGUCAGCAUCGCCGAAAACAUAUUACGUAAAAUCUACUGCAUUUACAGUGACUAUGUGAUGAAGGAUCCGUUCUACUCCUUGGACAUGCCAAUAAGAUCCGAGUUGUUCGAUUCAAACCUCAAAAAUUUGAUCGAAAGCUUAUAG